CCUGAUGAAAGACGGUUUUUUGGUUCCGCUAAACGCCUGAUCUAAUUCCAUUUUCCCAUCGGAGAAGACGAACUGAAGAAAAAGGAGCGAUUGAGUCGUGAAUUCGUCCAAUCGGAAGAUGUGGUUUGGAGGCGGCGCAUUUAGACCUUCUAGUUCAACCGGAAGUGUUUUGAUUUCAAGCGCCACCGCGUUUGUCAGGCAUUUCUCCCGUAGCCGCGCGGAGAAUCUGAGGAAAAUCAACCCAAAAGUGAGCUUUCCGGAAGCUAAUUCCAUCGCUCGUGAUCUAUACGACGUCGUCAAGCAGCAUGGCCCUCUGACCAUCCCCAAUACUUGGGUUCAGGCUAAGGAAUCUGGUGUCAGUGGAUUGAUGAGCAAAACACACAUGAAGAUAAUGCUCAAAUGGAUGAGGGGAAGGAAGAUGCUGAAGCUGUUCCCCAACCAAGUUGGUUCGACCAAAAAAUUCUUGUUAUGCACACUGCCUGAAGACGCUGAAGUUACUCAAUUUAGAGAAUCGUCAGCAGUAAGGCUGCAACAUAGGAAGCCUUCCAUUAAACGGAAGAAGCAAAAGAAAUAGGUCUGUGAUUCUGUGUCUAAGCCAUCACUUUCGGCUUGGAACCCUUGCUUAGUGUGUUCCAUUGCAAUUUCAAUGCUCCCUUCGGCUGUUUGAGUCAACUUUACCUUUUCCCAUUGGUGUUGCUAUCAAUAGCUGUUUCAUUAAUUUAUGGUCGUUUUGAAAAGAUCUUGAUCAGUUUCGUUAUAUUUUUCGUUGAGUCAAGGUCUGGUAGUGAUUAGGUUGACAAUUUGGAUUGUUGAAACUUGAAAUAAUAGUAUCUGCGGCAUCACGUAGGGGACUAGUAUCACGUGAGGUACUGAAUUUGAAUCUAGACUUGACGAGCAGAUCA
Messenger RNA from Pyrus x bretschneideri (Chinese white pear), 902 nucleotides. RefSeq lists its product as uncharacterized. The transcript is spliced from 2 exons. The record is from RefSeq and is a predicted model, not a curated record. The coding region runs from base 119 to 574 and encodes 151 amino acids. NCBI's taxonomy places the organism in Eukaryota, Viridiplantae, Streptophyta, Magnoliopsida, Rosales, Rosaceae.